AUGGGUGUUGGAGACAAAUCAUUCAUUGUCAGGAAAGCUGCUGCAAGAUGUUUAAAUGCUUUUGCUAGUAUUGGAGGCCUAGGCCUAGGAGCUGGAGAGCUUGACAAUUCCGCCUCUUACUGUGUUAAGGCUCUUGAAAAUCGUGUAUCAUCGAUUCGGGAUGCCUUUGCAACAGCUUUGGGAGUUGUGCUUGCUCUUGUGCAACCAAAAAAAGGCCAGGCUAAUGCAAAAAAUUAUAACGGGAGUUUGCAAAAGCAUCUUAUAUUGCCCUUCACCAGAGCAAGUGGACCUCGUUCAAAGGAUUUGCGAAUAGGUAUAACCUUGUCAUGGGUGUUCUUCUUACAGUUUUUCAGGGAAUACGGCUUAAGUAUAUGCAUCCAGAUAGCGAGCUCCAACAUUAUCUUGUGCAGAUUAUGGAUAUGCUUCGUGCAUAAUAUGUUGUAG
Molecule: messenger RNA, 444 nt
Organism: Lactuca saligna
Lineage: Eukaryota; Viridiplantae; Streptophyta; Magnoliopsida; Asterales; Asteraceae
Source: the annotation of a GenBank genome assembly